AUGAGAGGACAGAUACAGCCAACGGCAACUGGUUCUCGUGUAUCUGGCGAGGUUUCAUCUUAUAAACUAACUAAAGGAACUGCCAGCUCUGCUCUUGAACGUGCACAAGCCAUGUUGAAUGCGGCUAGCAUUGGAAAUAGUCCCAACACUCGUCGCACUCUAGGUUCCGCUCCCAAAUCUACUCUUACUUCAUCCGACCUCGCUCCUGCCAUCAGACACGCUCAGUCUAUAUCUCAUCAUCAGCCACAAUCAUAUUCAUUGCAAAGACAAUCAUUAUUUACUUCAAACGAUGGAUAUACAGAUAGUCUAAGUAAUAAUAUAGACCAUGAUGAUUUUAUAAGUACUAAAUCGACUAAGCAUGGCAGAGCGCAAACAGAGACAUCUAAAGAUGGUACAGAUGACAAUGAAGAUGCCGAGCUGAAAGCUUAUCUUGCAUCCUUGAAAACAAGACAGGCAGAAAAUACUGCUAGCCAUAAACCUACAUCUGCUUCGAUUUCUAGUCCUGCUGAAUACAAACGAAACGACAAACAUUCUUCAAAAACUGCCUCGCUAGACAACCCACAAAUUCCCCAUCAAAAAUCAGUAUCAUCUGCACCAGUCCAAUCUAUAAAGCAUAAACUAGAACCAAAGCACACGGAUGGCGUUUCAUCAACUCCUGCGACUCCAGUGUCGUCCUAUUUGAAAAAAACUGUGUCUCCGAUAAAAACAACUGCUAUAUCCACGCUGGAAAAGAGUAAAGCUGUUGGAGAUAUAGAAACUGACUCUGAUAGUGUCAGUCUUGAGGAAGACAUUGAGAACAAUGAUGUCAAAUUGAAUAUUCAUUUCAAGAAAUCCGGUAAGCGCGUCAGUCUGGUAGAGCCUCGCGAUUUCCGACUGUCUACCUCUGGACACAUGUCAACAUUUGGUACAAAUCAUACUCUACUACAAUCCACUGUUUCUGCUAAAGAUUUAGAUACAUCUAGCUCUCACCAUCUUGAAAGCGCUGAUAGUAUUGGUAGUGAUUUUGAAGCGUUUUUGAAUAUGCGAUCAAAAAGUUUGAUUUCCGUCAAUGAUCCUAUUGUCAAGCUACAUAGCUCACCAAACGUUGUACAGAAAGAAUUUUUUGUAUCCAGCGAGACAAAGGAGAAAUCUAACGUUGCACAAAAUCAAUCUUCUGUCAUUACUUCAAUCAUGCCACAUGAUACAGUGGCUAUUCCUAAACCAGUUGCCGAACCUAAACCAGUUGUUAUACCUACAUCAACUUCAAUCAAGAUCAUGCCGACUUUGGUCGAAUCAGCAAGACACGAAACUGGAAAUAGAUUGUCCAUAGCCAAUACAUCAUUCACUGUUUCUAUGAAAUCUCCAAACAUACCGCAUACAUCUUCAAAUAUAUCUGAUGACAUUUUGGAAGAAUUUCUGACUGCUGAAGACGCAGAUAUAUCUGAAGACAUUUCAUCUUCCAGCCUUAAAAAAAGUUUGCAGGUUUCUACCAUUGAAGAUCCACAUCAGCCGAUAGUCACACCAUCAAUUGUACCACAGCAGACACAGGACACUGCGAUUUUAAACCAACUUUUGAACAAAGAUACGAAUCUUACAAAAACCAUCAAUUUAAUGCCAAAAAAUGGUAUACCUAUUGCUGCUACUAAAGCAACAGCUGUAACUCUGGCUCAAGCUGUAGUACCCGAUGUUUUUGAAUUGGCAAAUAAGCAGCAUUUAGAGCAGCCUUUUGUAACGAAUCCAUUGCAACACGCUCUUCCGUCAGGUAUUGCUCAACCACAUAUAUCAGUUACUCAGCCAUCAUCACAAAACUUUCCCCACUACGCACCAAACAAUCCAUACUAUCCACAGCCAAAUCUCAAUUUCACGCCGGCAAAUUUUCAUCCAGCAAUGUAUCCAAAUUCAUGGAAUGCAUACACCACACCGCCAAACUUUUUACACUAUGGAAUAUACCAGCCAAUACAUCCAUCAGGUCAUACACAGCCAAAUCCGAUUUUUUCACAAUGCAGUGGAUAUCAUGCAUGUGGGUGUUGUGCAAAAACCGCACCAAAACCACUCGAAUCGCAAAAUAAAUCAGGUUUAAAAGCUGAUGUGAGUGCAGUAACAAAUGCACUAGAUCAUUUGAAUACGGUUUUACAAAACGAAAGCAAAACUCAUAUUGUAGACGAGAAGAAAUUUGAAGUGUCUGAUAGUCGGCACAAUCAUUCAAGCCGUAAAGAAUCUGAAUCUGAAAAAUUGUUGCAUUCUGAAUCAGCAGCAUCCUUGCAUCGCGAACCUGCAAACCAAAAUAGUAUUUAUGCAUCACAAGGUAUACCAACAAACCUUCCAACACUGAUGAUAUUGGACAGUUUUACAAGUAACCACAUGGACCUUUUGCAAGAUUUUGUGAGAAUGAAUAUGCAAAUGGCCGACUCACAAUCAUAUCGGCGGAUGCAUUAUACAACAUUAGAUGAUGUACGACAGUUCGCAUUAAAAAACAGACCUCCAAUAAUAGAUAUUAACGAGGCAUUAUUGCAAGUUAAAGAAGACGCUGGAGAAAUUUCUGUAGGCCGACUUCAAGCAUAA
This is a messenger RNA of Batrachochytrium dendrobatidis JAM81, 2541 nucleotides long. RefSeq lists its product as uncharacterized. NCBI's taxonomy places the organism in Eukaryota, Fungi, Chytridiomycota, Chytridiomycetes, Rhizophydiales. Bases 1 to 2541 code for a protein of 846 amino acids. The transcript is spliced from 2 exons. The record is from RefSeq and is a predicted model, not a curated record.